GGAGAUUGUGCCAAACAUUUUAUUGCUCCCAUUUCUGCAAGAUCGAAAACUGUGACUCCAUGAUUCUGUCCUCGUCUCCCGAACUGUUGGAAAUGAUCAGCUGAUUCUGUUCUUGCUAGUAGCGUUCUUAAAUCUACUGAGGUUCGACUUCAAGGAUUUCGCUGUUGAUUGACCAUAUAUAUAACCAGAGGGGAUUAGAUUGUUGGAGGUUAAAGAAUGUAUAUGGUAGAGAGUAAAGAAGGUGCCAUAGCAUGUAUGGUAUUGUCGCUCUGCUUCUUGGGGACCUUCCCUGCACUUUUGACUCUCCUCGAACGACGGGGGCGACUUCCUCAACAUACUUACCUUGAUUACUCCAUAACUAACUUUUUAGCUGCUGUAAUCAUUGCUUUCACACUUGGUGAGGUUGGAAAGAGCUCAGAUGCUUCUCCAAAUUUUAUCCAGCAGCUUUCUCAGGAUAAUUGGCCUUCUGUCAUGUUUGCGAUGGCGGGCGGUGUAGCAUUAAGUCUCGGAAAUCUUUCAUCUCAAUAUGCUUGGGCAUUUGUUGGUUUAUCUGUUACAGAAGUGCUCAUUUGUAGCAUAAUAGUAGUUAUAGGCUCAACAUUGAACUACUUUCUUGAUGACAAGAUUAACAAAGCUGAGAUCCUUUUCCCUGGCGUUGCUUGCUUUGUGAUUGCGGUAUGUCUUGGUUCUGCUGUUCACUCGUCCAACACGGCUGAUAACAAAGCAAAGCUGAACAGUUUGUCGGCCAAUUCCGAUAAAGAGUUGAAGCCAAUAGAUGUCGCUGGAUUUCCUAGUAGGGUUGAAUCAACGGACCCGGAGAAUGCUGAUGGUUCGUCGCGAAAGGCCGAGGCUGGGACUGCAGAUUUUCUUGUUCAGCUUGAAAACAGACGAUCCAUCAAGGUGUUCGGUAAGGGCACAGUAAUUGGAUUGUGCUUAACUUUCUUUGCUGGUGUUUCCCUUUCUCUGUUCUCACCUGCAUUCAAUUUGGCCACAAACGAUCAAUGGCACACUCUAAAGAAAGGUGUGCCACACUUGGCUGUCUAUACCGCAUUUUUCUACUUCUCCGCCUCUUGUUUUGUCAUAGCCAUCGUUCUCAACAUCAUCUUCCUUUACCGCCCUCUACUUAACUUACCCAAAACAACGUUCAAAGCAUAUCUGAAUGACUGGAAUGGUAGAGGAUGGGCCUUCUUGGCUGGAUUUCUGUGUGGGUUUGGCAAUGGUCUGGAGUUCAUGGGCGGCCAAGCUGCUGGAUAUGCAGCAGCUGAUUCUGUGCAGGCAUUUCCACUCGUGAGCACGUUCUGGGGAGUUGUUCUAUUUGGAGAAUACCGUCGAUCAUCGAGGAGAACAUACGUGUUGCUUGUCAGCAUGUUGUUUAUGUUUACUGCAGCUGUUGGGAUCCUAAUGGCUUCAUCAGGACAUCGAAAACCUUAGAAGAACCAGUCAUAAGCGCAUCGCAGCAGCAGCCAAGAUUGUAUAAAUUGUUCCUUCUAAUGUACUGAAAACUUUAUGUGUGCAGUUUCUGUACAAUAGUAUGACGAACAAGAAAUAUUGUUCCUAGUUAUCUCGUUGUGAAAUAUUGUUAGUGGAAGAAUGAGUGAUUGAAUGGUUGAUAGAAA
Messenger RNA from Cucurbita maxima (winter squash), 1616 nucleotides. RefSeq names its product ureide permease 2-like. The record is from RefSeq and is a predicted model, not a curated record. NCBI's taxonomy places the organism in Eukaryota, Viridiplantae, Streptophyta, Magnoliopsida, Cucurbitales, Cucurbitaceae. The transcript is spliced from 8 exons. Gene Ontology annotation, biological process: nitrogen compound transport. The coding region runs from base 217 to 1431 and encodes 404 amino acids. Gene Ontology annotation, cellular component: membrane. Gene Ontology annotation, molecular function: uracil:monoatomic cation symporter activity; allantoin:proton symporter activity.